Molecule: messenger RNA, 677 nt
Organism: Rubroshorea leprosula
Lineage: Eukaryota; Viridiplantae; Streptophyta; Magnoliopsida; Malvales; Dipterocarpaceae
Source: the annotation of a GenBank genome assembly
AGUGAAAGAGAGUUCAGAAAGAGGAGCUAGAGUAGUAAAUGUAGAGUGAGAUAAAGAUGUUGUUGACAGGAACAGAAGCAGAAGUGCAGAACUGCAAUCGAGCCAUCGGCAUCCCUCUCCCUGAUCCCUGCUCCAUCUCCGUGAGUCCGUCGGCAUCUCCACCGUCGAACAGAAGCAGCAAAGCACUUAAUCUUCUUGCUCCACUUCCGUCGGCAUCUCACUCACCAGUUCUCCAUCAGCCUCAUCCAUUUUGCUAAACUGAACAUCAGCAACAGAGUAUCCUAAUCUCCCUACAUCCCCACCAGCAGCUCAGCACCUUUCCUUCGUGGGCAGCUUCCUGACAAAGCUCACAGCCUCACGCCUCUGCCACUAAUCUUCCACUCCUUUACCAGCCCAAACAAAAGCAGCAAAGCAUAAUAGAUCGUCCCUGAUUUUGCUCACAUCGCCACCUGAUUUUGCUCACACCGCCACCACUCAUCUUCCUCUCCUUCACCAAACCAAAAAGAAGUAGCAAAGGAAACAGAUCAUCCCAACAGAGGCAGCCCGUGACUCCGUGACUCAUUCUCUCCUCUUGGGCAUUUGAUUUAAGUGAGAUUUUUAGCUUUUACCUUGAAAUUCAUUCUCAAAUUCACAUGUUUUACAAGUUUAUUAAUUGUUAAUAGAAAUUAAUUCAUUGU